Messenger RNA from Dovyalis caffra, 264 nucleotides. NCBI's taxonomy places the organism in Eukaryota, Viridiplantae, Streptophyta, Magnoliopsida, Malpighiales, Salicaceae. The record is from the annotation of a GenBank genome assembly.
AUGAGAGCUUUACCACGUACCGAUAAUAAUUCUGAUUUGAUGAGGUUUCAGAUAGCUUGGGAUGGAUUUGCGGAGCAGGAAAAGUGGAAUGAAAAUGAAAAGAAUUGUCAUUCUGAAGAGCUCUAUACAGGUUCCACAAAUGAGGAUCGGGGGACAAAAACUUCCCCUGCAUCACGCGCAGAGCCUGAUUUUCGACUUGCCUACACUUCUAUACAUGAAAAGAAAGAUGCGAUCAACUUAGCUUUGUUGACAGAUGAUGAGUAA